AGAAGAGAGAGAGAGAGCUGAGCUGAGCUCACAGUCGAAGGAGAGAAAGCAGAGAGAGAGAGAGAGAGAGAGAGAGAGGGAGGCAGGCAGAGGCUCUCAUGGAAACUGCAAUAUGCGGUCGAGUCCCUCUCUCACCCAACCGCUUUUUCAACUCCACUAAAUCAGGGGAAAUACAUCACUUUCAUUCAAAUUGCUCAAACCGGAACAUCUUAAUGACAAUAUCGACCACUGGGCUUGGAAAAGGUGGUGGGGUGUUAGAAAAGCCAACCAUAGACAGAACUGCACCUGGCCGCGAGUCUGAGUUUGAUGUAAGGAAAUCAAGAAAAAUGGCACCACCUUACCGUGUUCUGCUGCAUAACGACAAUUACAAUAAACGAGAGUAUGUUGUCCAGGUCCUGAUGAAAGUGAUCCCUGGAAUGACCCUUGACAAUGCAGUUAAUAUCAUGCAAGAGGCACAUUACAAUGGACUUGCAGUGGUAAUUAUCUGUGACCAGGUGGAUGCUGAAGAUCAUUGCAUGCAGCUGAGAGGCAAUGGUCUUCUAAGUUCGAUUGAGCCUGCGAGUGGUGGGUGUUGAAAGAAUCUCUAUAAAAAAGUGCCAGUCUUUGGUAACUUCUACACUUAAUGUUCCAGUCACUAUAGUUAUCCUCACAUGUAUAUAACUAAAGAAAGUCAAUAUCAAAAUAUAUUAUAGUACUUACUAUUUUCAUUAAGACAGAGAGAAAAAGAAACUUGUGAGUUGUGUCAAUUCUGGUUAUUUUGAUGACCCUCCUGUCUAUGCGUUUUGCUUCUAUAUUUGGUCUUUUUAGGUGUAGAAUUUUGAUUGUCUAUGUAAAGACCGUAAAAGACAGUUUUUAGAUGUAAAAGCUACUGCUUAGUUAUAAAUUGCAAGUUCUUCUA
This is a messenger RNA of Ziziphus jujuba (common jujube), 898 nucleotides long. Its product is annotated as ATP-dependent Clp protease adapter protein CLPS1, chloroplastic. Lineage: Eukaryota; Viridiplantae; Streptophyta; Magnoliopsida; Rosales; Rhamnaceae. The transcript has 3 exons. Bases 99 to 575 code for a protein of 158 amino acids. Gene Ontology annotation, biological process: protein catabolic process; proteolysis. The record is from RefSeq and is a predicted model, not a curated record.